AUGAACUCCGUUUCAACCAUGUCUUUGCUGGACAGCGACCUCGAAAAGUUUUUAAGGGAUGUUGAUCAGAUGAAUGAGUUGGUCAGCGAGUUAAAUUCCAGCGAAGCAUCGUGCCAGGAGUAUGCAAUUGUGAAGACAGAGCAGUUAAUUUCGUCUUUGGAGCAGAAGGAACAGUAUAAAACCAAAAUCAAUAAGACGGUUAUAAACACCUCAUCAUCUGAAAAUGACCUCCUGAACAUCCAAUAUGAAUUGAGUCAAAAUCCAGAGAAUUUCUUGAAGAUUUUAGAAAAAGAUGCUGACGACAGAAGUCAAAGAAGAAAGAUGAAGGAGGAAAGAGCUAAUGUGCUAAGGGAGCAAGGGAAUGAGGCUUUCACUCAAGGUGACUAUGAAACGGCUGUCAGGUUUUACACUGAAGGUUUAGAGCAGCUGCGUGAUAUGCAGGCUCUCUACACAAACAGAGCUCAGGCCUUUAUCAAGUUGAAGAGAUAUAAGGAGGCCAUAAGUGACUGUGAAUGGGCUCUGAGGUGCAAUGAAAAAUGUAUUAAAGCAUUUAUACACAUGGGGAAAUCUCACCUAGCACUCAAGGAUUUCACACAAUCCAGGAUUUGCUAUCGAAAAAUCUUGGAGAUAGAGCCACAGCGGGAGACCAUGGUCAAAGCUUAUCUGAGACGAGUGGACAUGGAAGAGAAAGUGGCGCUUCAGGAAAAAGAAGCUUGGGAAGAGCUACAGGAGGGAACAGGGCAGGCCACGGCAGUAGCAGACUUGCUGAAAAAGCUCGAAAGGCCCAAUGAGAUCAAUCUUUACUACUGUGGUGGACUGGAGCUGCUCUCACAGACUAUUAAAGACUGUUCUGGCCAGACUUUAUUCAGAUUAAACAAUGGCUUCAGUAUCAUUAAAGGCAAUAACACUGUAAGAAGCUGCCUCUCACAGAAUUCAAAAGAUCCAUAUGCGGUGGAUCUAUGCAUUUCCCUCAUCAAACUCUGGAGGGUAGUUUGCAGUGGAAACGAGCAUAACCAGCAGCUGUUGAUGGAGUGUUCCAGCGCUAGACAACACAUGGUCCAGCUGUUGGCUUCGCCCUUUCAUGAAAUACACACUGAAAGCCUGCAGUUGCUCAGCAUGUUUGCACAAACUCAGCAUGGAAGAGAGCUGAUCAUCCACAACCUGGAUUCACAACAAAUGGCCGAGAACCUGAUGAUCUGUGUGUGCCGCAAUACGAGCUCCACAUCGCCGCUGACACUCCUGGAGAAUUUGGCUUCAGAAAAGAAAUUUCAGAUUCAGUCGAGGGAGAACUUCACAGCCAUUUUUGCCCUUCCUCUUGAAGAUCUGCUGUCAAAUAUCACAACAGCAGACCACAAGAUGUUAGCUUCUGUGAUUUCUGUCAUCGGGACCAUAGCCCAGGAUGAUGUCAUCAGCAAAAACCUAGCAGGCCGUGAGGAAUUUUGGAGAUGCUCUCUUCAAGCCAUGGAACAGUGCAUGGGCUGUGAAUGUGGAAAUGUCCUUUAUCCCCUCCUGGGUUUGAUGAUCAACUUAGCCUCAAAUCCCUCUCAGGUUGUCCAGGAGCUUGCUGUUCCAGCCAGCAGCAGGUGCUUGGGUCUGCUGAGCCAUUGCUCUGGGGGUGUCAUCACAAGAGCUGCUGGUUUGCUAAGUGUUCUCCUCCUGCUGUCUUCUGAUGCCACCCGGGAAGCUGUGCAGAAUGGAGUAGUGAAGAAGCUGCUGAAGAUCCUGAAGGCAGGGGGAGAGAUGAGCUCCAGAUACUCCAUUAAAGCCCUGACAGUUUGCACCGCUUCAAUCCCAAAGGCCCGGGAGGAGCUGGUUAAGCUUGACAAACGGCUGCACACUCUGAGAAAUCUCCUGGCCGGUAUUGACGAGUUGGUGGUGGGGAAUGCAGCUUUGUGUAUGGGCCACUGCUUAGAAGUGGAUGGCGUUGCCAGUUGCCUCCUGGGUACAGACUGCGUGGCAUUGCUGCUUCGCCACGCCGCUGGAGAUGCCAAAAGAGCAGCCGUUCAGCAGAAUGCAGCCAUCACCCUUGGGAAGCUGUGCAAAAUAGAGCCCAGGCACAUGGAGAAGCUCAGGGAGCUCCAUGGUUUAGAAAUCCUUCACUCCUGUAUGAGACUGAUCACGUGAGCCACUUCCCAAUAAAUGACCCCAUAACUCAGGACACACGCACACACAGAUGAAUGCUGUUUGGUCCACAGCUUAAGAUGCUCAUCUUAAGUGAGGCCACAAAUUACUGUCAUGCCUGAGGCCUAUCUUGAUUAUGCAGCUGUUUCCUGUGUUCAUUUUAAUUAGAGAGAAUUCACAUUGACAUGUGACUCUGUUAUCUGCUGUUGUAGAGAGCAUGUUGCCCCGGGACGAUAUUCGAAACGUUUCAAUUUCUUUUCAUCCCAAAUGGCUCACUUGGGAAGUGUGUUGCCUUGAUUACAUUUUGUUCUCUGUUUGUUGAUAAAUGGAUUAAUGGUAACUUUUAUGUGCUGAAUAAUAAUAAUAAUAAAAAGAAUA
Molecule: messenger RNA, 2499 nt
Organism: Danio aesculapii
Lineage: Eukaryota; Metazoa; Chordata; Actinopteri; Cypriniformes; Danionidae
Gene: ttc12
Product: tetratricopeptide repeat domain 12
Exons: 21
Coding region: 1-2124 (707 amino acids)
Molecular function (GO): protein binding
Source: RefSeq, a predicted model, not a curated record